AGCGUCAUUGACAUAGACCAGAGGUACUGCCCGUGAACACAUGAACGACCAACGCUGGACGGCCCCAGCUUCCUGGGCAAAUAUCCUGCUUUUUCAUUCCUUCGCGACAGGUAGCAGCUCACUCGAAGACUGCGUUCUACCGAAGCCAAUGCCUUGGUGCACAACUACAAGUGCUCGUCUAUCGCGCUCAUCAAGCUCAAUGUCUUGCUCUCAACAUCUCGGCGAAUGCCAUCAAAUGCCAUGCACCCGACGCCGCACCUCUUCGGUGUCGUCGAAUUACCCAUCAACGUCGUCAAGUCGCAGCGCCCGUCACUUUAUACACCAACCCGCUGAGUCAUUCGAUGCAGUCGUCGAUCCAUCGGCAGUUCGAGUACGCCGGUACCCAAUGCAAGGCAAGUUGUCUCAGGCCUUGGCCUUUGCUCCGUUCAGGAUGGCCGCCCCAGGUUCGUUGUACUAUGUUCCAUGUCCUGGGCGCAGCCAAGGCCUCAUAGCUGGUGCGUAUCUAUGAUGCUGAACAGCUCCCCGCACCCGAGGUAAGCCGUAUGCUGCUGAGA
This is a messenger RNA of Phanerochaete carnosa HHB-10118-sp, 554 nucleotides long. RefSeq lists its product as uncharacterized. The coding region runs from base 41 to 508 and encodes 155 amino acids. The record is from RefSeq and is a predicted model, not a curated record. NCBI's taxonomy places the organism in Eukaryota, Fungi, Basidiomycota, Agaricomycetes, Polyporales, Phanerochaetaceae. The transcript has a single exon.